Messenger RNA from Eublepharis macularius, 692 nucleotides. RefSeq names its product calbindin 2 (gene CALB2). Lineage: Eukaryota; Metazoa; Chordata; Lepidosauria; Squamata; Eublepharidae. Gene Ontology annotation, biological process: regulation of long-term synaptic potentiation; regulation of presynaptic cytosolic calcium ion concentration. Gene Ontology annotation, molecular function: calcium ion binding. The transcript is spliced from 9 exons. Bases 1 to 579 code for a protein of 192 amino acids. Gene Ontology annotation, cellular component: dendrite; synapse; nucleus. The record is from RefSeq and is a predicted model, not a curated record.
AUGGCCGGGAAGCAACAGCAGCCCCCUUAUCUGCAUCUGGCGGAGCUGACGGCAUCCCAGUUCCUGGACAUCUGGAAACAUUAUGACGCUGACGGAAAUGGUUACAUUGAAGGGAAAGAGCUAGAAAACUUCUUCCAGGAGCUGGAGAGUGCUAGGAAGGGAGCAGGAGUGGAAUCCAAGAAUGUCAACUUUGCAGAAAAGAUGAAGGAAUUCAUGAAAAAAUAUGAUAAGAAUGCAGAUGGCAGAAUUGAACUGUCCGAGCUGGCACAGAUCUUGCCCACGGAGGAGAAUUUCCUGCUGUGUUUCCGACAGCACGUUGGCUCCAGUGCUGAAUUUAUGGAGGCCUGGCGGAAAUAUGAUACGGACCGCAGUGGCUACAUAGAAGCCAAUGAGCUCCAGGGGUUCCUGUCAGAUUUGCUAGAGAAAGCGAACAAGCCUUAUGAGGAACCAAAGCUACAAGAAUACACACAGACUAUACUGCGAAUGUUUGACUUGAAUGGGGAUGGGAAGCUCUGCCUGUCGGAAAUGUCACGGAUGGAAAUGGCUUCAUUGAUGAGAAUGAACUGGACGCCCUACUGAAAGAUCUCUAUGAGAAAAAUAAGAAGGAGAUGACCAUCCAACAGCUCACCAGCUACAGAAAAAGCAUCAUGAAUCUCUCUGAUGGGGGAAAGCUGUACCGCAAGGAACUGGAA